Messenger RNA from Monomorium pharaonis (pharaoh ant), 997 nucleotides. Its product is annotated as tenascin. The coding region runs from base 86 to 769 and encodes 227 amino acids. NCBI's taxonomy places the organism in Eukaryota, Metazoa, Arthropoda, Insecta, Hymenoptera, Formicidae. The transcript is spliced from 6 exons. The record is from RefSeq and is a predicted model, not a curated record.
UGUAAUAGGUGCGUCGUAAACUCGCUAUCUAACAGUUACCUGGAUAUGUCCCACGUUCGCACCUGAUCACCAGAUCUCCGUUCCGAUGACGGCUCUCGUCUGCAUCUCUCUAAUUCUUUCCUCACUCGCCGGCCACGUCUCCUCUCAAGGAAACUAUGUUUUAUUUAAUCGCACUCUCGGAUUCAUCGGCGACAAAUGCGAGAGGGACGUCGACUGUAUCGAGAAUGCAUACUGCCGGUGGCAAGAUACCUGCCUGUGCGAUCCAUUUUACGCACCGACCCUCGAUAGAUCCAAGUGCACCGCCACUGUUGGGCUGACCUGCGAGAACGACUUUAAGUGUCAAAGUAUAGCAAACGGCGAAUGCAAGCAGAACACGUGCACCUGCAAGGAUGACUUCUUCUUGGAUAGCACUAAUUCUUCAAAUUGCGUCAGAAGACCCGUUAUUAUUGGUGAUCACUGCCAAUUAAACACAAAUGACAAUAUGUGCCAAGAGAGUUUCAAUUAUGCGUUAUGCAUCAACGAGAAGUGCCAAUGUAUCACGGGGUAUCAUUUCGUAAACGAGACGAAGAUCUGCGUGCAGACCCGAGCUCUAUUCUUCACUUGCUCGCACGACUACGAGUGCUAUGACGAUAAGUCGCCGGACUCGAUGGAGUGCAAGAAUGGACAGUGCGUGUGCAAGGAAGGGGACCGAUGUUCUAAAGGCUCGCUGAUGACGGCCGCUGGGAUGUUCGUGGCAAUUUCGCUCUUCCUACAACAAAUCGCUCGCUAACAAACUAAUUGCGUGGAUCAUUCAAUAGUUUCAAUCAAUUUCACAAUGCCGUUUGACGCAAAACUGAGUCAAUUCGGUGUAAGCCAGUUACGUACAACUUCGGAUUUAAUGAUUUUUAUAAAUUACUUUGAAUUCAAUAAUUUAAUAAUUUCUUUGUAUAUUAUAUUUUAUAUUGUAUUUAUACUUUUAAUAGAUGAUCUCAAUACAUUUUGAGAAAACAGAUGUAAA